Molecule: messenger RNA, 779 nt
Organism: Telopea speciosissima
Lineage: Eukaryota; Viridiplantae; Streptophyta; Magnoliopsida; Proteales; Proteaceae
Product: LOB domain-containing protein 37-like
Exons: 2
Coding region: 41-766 (241 amino acids)
Biological process (GO): regulation of gene expression
Source: RefSeq, a predicted model, not a curated record
ACCUAAACAUUAACCAGAAAGAAAAGGGAGAAAGUAGAAGAUGAGUUGCAAUGGCUGCCGCGUCCUUCGAAAAGGAUGCAGUGAGUCUUGCAUGCUCCGUCCCUGUCUGCAGUGGAUUGAGAGCCCUGAGGCUCAGGGUCACGCUACCGUCUUUGUCGCUAAGUUCUUCGGGCGUGCCGGCCUCAUGUCUUUCAUCUCCGCUGUUCCCGACAACCAGAGACCUGCAAUCUUCCAGUCUCUGCUGUUCGAGGCAUGUGGGCGCACCGUGAAUCCCGUGAAUGGAGCAGUGGGUCUGCUGGGGACGGGCAACUGGCAAGUGUGCCAGGCGGCCGUGGAGACUGUCCUCCGUGGCGGCACCUUGCGCCCCAUGGCGGAUGCCUUCCUCACCACCACCACCACAACUACUCCCGAAUCUGACGAGGCCUCGGAAGCCGAGGUGGUCUGUGCGUACGCCCGCAAGCCGAAGCAGCUGCUACAUGAUCCGUACACGCGAUCGGGGGUUCUCACCACUUCCACCAAGAGGAAGAACAUUGAUGACGUAUCGUUGCAGCAGUCCGGCGAUCUUGACCUGACGUUGACGGCUGGAUUUCAUAGCAAGAGAGUAGCGGCCGGGCUUGGCGGGAUGAGUCUUCAUCACCGUCGCCAGGAGAAGCGGCGGCCGGCGACUCCUUCCAUGAAUUCCGAGGAAUCUGUGACGACGAGCUUCGACAGUAGAGAUCAUCAUACGGAAGGCGGUGAACGGAAGCUUCUCAACUUGUUUGUUUGAAACAUCUUUGAAC